AUGGCAUUCCAGCUUUCACGGAUUCUCAACGGACCCACUCCCUCCCGACCGUCAACAGCAAGCGAAACGAUACAGUUUCCAGCGCCAUAUGCCCAGGGCAAGUGCCAAUACCAAGAACGUAACUGCAACACAGCUUUGAUAGUGGGUUCUCGUGAUCAGGCGUCCCAGGCUGGUCCUCUGGAAGAUGAGUCUGCUCGGGAAGCGGCCGAUAGCGCCGAAUCGCAAGGGUUGCCCAGAUUAAAAAUCAAACUCGUCACGACCGUUACAAAGUGUGGUCUGAUUGAGAUCAUGUGGGAAGUCGAAACUUUGCUCUUCUCCACGAAGCCUGCAUCAAGCUAUUGCUCUGCCGGUUCGUCGGCUCGCCUGAUCUCUUUCAGCAAUACGCGGUGUGCGUGUUCUGUGGGGAAUAGCAAUAAUCAGGCAUCCCGUAUUGUCACAAGGACUGCGAACCUUCUGAAGCCAGGGACCUUCGUCUACAAGCAUCACACCCAGCGGGUCAGCUACUUCUUUUUCUGA
Molecule: messenger RNA, 516 nt
Organism: Fonsecaea erecta
Lineage: Eukaryota; Fungi; Ascomycota; Eurotiomycetes; Chaetothyriales; Herpotrichiellaceae
Exons: 1
Coding region: 1-516 (171 amino acids)
Source: RefSeq, a predicted model, not a curated record